Molecule: messenger RNA, 983 nt
Organism: Vavraia culicis subsp. floridensis
Lineage: Eukaryota; Fungi; Microsporidia; Pleistophoridae
Exons: 1
Coding region: 1-903 (300 amino acids)
Molecular function (GO): metal ion binding
Source: RefSeq, a predicted model, not a curated record
AUGCCAUUCCCAGAUACGUUCAUCCCUGUACUGUCAGCACGUACCAAAAUACAGCCAAGUUACUCCACCAAUUUGAUAUCCUACUUCCUUGUUCCAUACAGUGCAGACUGCCCCAUCUGCUUUUCAUUCUACCGUAAUGCUGUCACGCUUUCAUGUGGGCAUAUCUACUGCUAUACGUGUAUAAACAAUGUGGAGAGCGCGAACCAAGACAGCAAUCAUGUGGGCAUGUUAGGUCGCUAUGGAAUUGUUUGUCCGGUGUGUGAUGUCACGUCACACGUGAUCGUACCGGUUAAAUUCCUGUUUUUCGAACCGAUUGAUGAAUAUGUGUUGAUGAAAAGAGUGUAUGGAUGGAUGGGAUGGUCGAGCAAUAUUAGUGAUCGGGUCAGGUUUCCGUUUAAUACCGUAUAUCACGAGGAAAAUUGCGAACUUGGUGAUGAUACAGUGAGCAAGGUGUAUUCGUGCAAAGGUACAGGGAAAUCUGGCGUAACUAGGAGGGAUCAUACGUUGAACGGCAAGAUGCAGCACUUCAAUGUAAGCGAUGAUGCUAACAGCAAUACUGCCAAGGAAAAAAGGAAGAACUUGGGAACAAAUGUUAAAAAUACGGUUGGUACCAAAAAAAAUACAGGAGAGACCCAUAAAAAGGUGCUAAACAAUUGGUGUAAUGAUAUUGGUAGCGAUCGAAUGUAUUUUAAUGUUAUAUCAUUACCAAAAUACAGUAGACGUAAUGUGUUUUACCAGCAGAAUGACGGACAAUUACUUUUUCUGGGUUUGGAAAGUAUGCAAAUAUUGAGAGAUUUGCCAUUGUACAUCUAUUUCAAAAUUCGGAAAAGAUUUACACGAAAGAACAUGGGACGAAUAAGACAUUUAGACUGGGAUAAAGAGAUUAUCAUUGUGGAGUUCUAAUCCUGGUAUAAAAUCGUUAUAAAAGGUUUAGCAGCACCAUAAUACAUGUAAAUUCAUCUUAAACAUUAAAACACCGUGUU